This is a messenger RNA of Rhizoctonia solani, 1638 nucleotides long. Its product is annotated as ATP-dependent RNA helicase SUV3L, mitochondrial. Gene Ontology annotation, molecular function: hydrolase activity, acting on acid anhydrides; RNA helicase activity. The coding region runs from base 1 to 1638 and encodes 545 amino acids. Gene Ontology annotation, cellular component: mitochondrial degradosome. The record is from RefSeq and is a predicted model, not a curated record. NCBI's taxonomy places the organism in Eukaryota, Fungi, Basidiomycota, Agaricomycetes, Cantharellales, Ceratobasidiaceae. Gene Ontology annotation, biological process: mitochondrial RNA 3'-end processing; RNA catabolic process. The transcript has 3 exons.
AUGAUACCAAAGCACCUCGUCUGGUCCGUCGGCGUCAUCGACGAAAUCCAGAUGCUCGCCGACCCGCAGCGCGGAGGCGCAUGGACGAGCGCCGUGCUGGGUCUCGCGGCCAAGGAGCUGCAUUUGUGCGGCGAAGACACCGUGGUGGACCUCGUUCGAGAACUGUGCCGAAUGACGGGGGACGAGCUUAUCGUUAAUCGAUACGAACGUCUCACCCCUCUCGAAGUCGCGCCGUAUUCCUUGGAGGGGAAACUCAAAAACGUCGAUCGCGGGGAUUGCGUGGUGACGUUUUCGAGAAACGAUAUAUUCAUGACCAAGCGCAAGAUCGAAAAGGAAACGGGGCUCAGGUGUGCGGUCGUUUAUGGUCGGCUGCCGCCUGAAGUGAGGAGCGAACAGGCGCAGCUGUUUAAUGACGAGGAGAGCGGGUACGAUGUCAUUGUUGCGAGCGACUCGGUCGGGAUGGGCUUAAACCUCAAAAUUAAACGCGUUGUAUUCCUCAAAACCGAUAAAUGGAACGGCAAACAAGACGUACCGCUCUCAGUCCCACUCAUCAAACAAAUCGCAGGCCGAGCCGGACGAUUCGGGUUGAUCAAGUCCAAGGACAAAGACAAAGAUACAGACGCUGACGCGAGCUCGAACAAAACCCACCCGGGCUCAAUGAACGCUGCGCAAGUCGCUUCGAUCGCGGCCUCCCAGCCUCCAGGUCUGGUCACGGCCCUGCGCGACGACUCGCUCGAACGAGUCAAGGAAGCGCUAAGCACGUCGAAUCCCAAAGUCGAGCACGCACGAGUGGAUAUUGCGAAUCCGAACACCCAGGCUCUGGCACAAGCACUCCCACCAGGCACAGGCAUAACCGACCUGCUCGAAACGAUGCGCCUCCUCGCUCGUCUCCCACCACACACCAAACUCGGUCUUCCCAACCUCGAACAACGAGCGCCUAUGCCAUCCAAACUACACGUGUUCAACUUUGACUCGGACCGUCCGGACGACGUUUCGUUCGAUAUCGACCUCUUGACUCGUUCGCUCCCCAUUUCCGAACGCCUCGUUCUCGCGCAGGCGCCCGUGAGAUGGCGAGAUCCUACGGCGCGAAAGGCAGGGCUGGCGUUUAUCAAAGCGUACGAGGCGAAAAUGCACGUCAAUAUUCGGAAAGAGCUCCGCGGGUUCGGGUUGGUCGAGGCACUCGAGGACGUGCAAGAGUUAAAAGAAAAGUGGAGGAGACAGCAAAAGUAUACCAACAAGCGAAAGUUGCCGGAAGACUACCGGUCCUCGAUUCUCGAUCAAGACGAUCUUGCUCGGCUGGAUUCAACAACAUUGUCCAACUUGGAAUCCUUGCAUUCGACGUUGGUGUUGUACAUGUGGUUGUCGUUUAGGUUGCCAUUGGGAUUCUAUCAGGCUCCCGAGGCCCAGAUGAUGAAGGCUGAAGUCGAGAGGGGGAUCGAGUGGUGUCUCGAGAUGAUUCGGGAAGGGAAAAAGAAACAUGUCGAGAGGGUUAUGGAGAGUGAAGAAGAGAAAGACAGAGUGGAAAAGAUUGAAUAUCUCUCCAGGGAUGCGGUCCAAAAGUGGAGAAGAGAGGGAGCGACACCUACCGCUUGGUCGAAUUUGCUCGAUGGUGCACGACGAGCGGGAGAGGCCGUCUGA